AUGUUCGCAGAUCCCGCCUACCCCUCUUCUUCCGAUUCCUUCGCCCCCGACGCCCCCAUGUCCAUCCCCUUCUCCCCCUCGCUUUCAUCAUCUCCCGCGGCCGCCCUGCUACUCGAUGGCCAAGGGGCCACAACAACAUCAUCCCCGCCCCCUUCUCCCGCUCCAUCGCCAUCGGCCCCAUCCAACAACAGGCGCUCCAUCGAUGCCGCCUCAUCGGGCAUCCCGCGCUCGCAAUCCGCCCAUGCGCUACACACGCCCACGCGCGAGAUCGACAGCCUCCUGGUCAGCGGCUCGGCGGCCGGGGGCGCCGCGGGCGUGAGCGUCAACAUGAACGGGAGCCUCACGCCGCAGCCCUCGCAGCGACAGCCGCAGCAGCGGAUGGUGGAGGUCAGCCUCGAGCAGGUCAGCGAUCACCAGUUCCUGUCGCUGCUCAAGAUGAAGUUUAAGAAGACGCGCCGGCAGGAGCUCGAGCUCAAGGAGCUCCAGCGGCUGUUCGUGCUCGAGGAGGAGGAGCGGCGGAAGCUGGCCGAGGAGAACGCCGUACUGACGCGCCGGCUCGACGAAGAGCGACGCCUGCGCGAGGCGGCCGACAGCCUCGCCUCCGCCCUGCGCGACGAUAACGAGCGCCUCAACUCCCAGAUCGAGGAGCUCAACCUGCGCCUCGUGGAGAUUAUCACGAACGUGUCGCACAUGGGCGUGCCACCAGCGGAGAAGGCCAAAGUGCUGAAGAAGGCGCCCAAGCCCCAGGACCACUCCUGA
Acanthamoeba castellanii str. Neff is the source of this 759-nucleotide messenger RNA. RefSeq lists its product as uncharacterized. The transcript has 2 exons. Bases 1 to 759 code for a protein of 252 amino acids. NCBI's taxonomy places the organism in Eukaryota, Discosea, Longamoebia, Acanthamoebidae. The record is from RefSeq and is a predicted model, not a curated record.